Protopolystoma xenopodis is the source of this 678-nucleotide messenger RNA. The record is from the annotation of a GenBank genome assembly. Lineage: Eukaryota; Metazoa; Platyhelminthes; Monogenea; Polystomatidea; Polystomatidae.
AUGUAUCUGUUAGUAUACCCGAAGAAGCCAAGUGACAGCCUGCACUUGGCCAGACCCAGAUCUGCGCAAGACGGUGCGUCCGACAUACAGUCGGAAAGAAACAAGAAAGUGAGUGUAUGCCAAUUCCCCUUUGUCAGGGCAGGUUCAAGUGCGAGGCACACUCCUUCUGGCCGGAGUGUACCUGUGCACACUCUGGCGUGUAAACCGGGCACUCGGGCUGGGGAUCCGCACGGAACGGUAUAUAAUCUCAUCGCAGUCUUUCUCUCGCCAGUCUGUCGGGCAGAAGUCGUGUUUGCUGCUGGUUCUCUCCUCUUCGCCAACGCAACCACCGCCACCGCCACCGCCACCACCGCCGACACCAACAUCAACGCCGACUCCGACCUUUGUUUAGAUUGCCUAAAAAUGGAUCCUCAUGAUGAUGAUUUCAUCGAAUGCAUUCGAUUAAAAUGCCCAAAUAAAAUCUCGUUUUCUACAUUCUCUCUUGACCUCCUUAACUUUUAUCCAAGAGAUGUCUGCUUUCUGUACUUCGAAGUAGCCCGGCAAAUUAAAUCUAUUCGCAAGAUCUCCCAGAACAUCUCCGACGCAUCUAUGCCUUCUUUUGAUGUUUCGGCUGAUUCAGAAUGGACCUGGAUGAUCCAGAUUCAUUUUAGUUGCUCGAGGCCAAUCGAGCUCUAUUGA